AUGGCAAAGGCUAUUGGUUUCAUUGGCCUUGGAAACAUGGGUUUCGGGAUGGCAACUAACUUGGCCGGCAAGCUACCGGUCAAGUCAAAGAUCCACGUAUUUGAUAUCAUCCCAGCUCUCAUGAAUGAUAUCUGCGCGAAAUAUCCGGAAAGGGCCAUGAGAUGCUCUGAUCCAAAGAAUGUCGCUGACAAAUCUGAUGUCAUCAUCACCAUGCUACCUGAGGGAAAGCAUGUCAAGGCAGUGUACAUGGGAUCGGAUGGAAUCUGCUCCAGCGACGUUGGACAGAAGCUUCUAGUCGAUUGCUCGACCAUCGACACCGCGAGCUUCCUAGAGGUCAAAGACCACAUUACCAAGAACUUCCCUUGUGCCUCAUUCUACGAUGCCCCGGUGAGUGGCGGUGUUAUCGGGUCGGAGCGAGGAACAAUCGCAUUUUAUCUCGGUUGUGCCGAGAACAACACUAAGGAUAUGCAAGAGCUCGGGGAAUUGUUCAGCUUGAUGGGUAACAAGAUCAUCCUAUGCGGUGGUCCGUCUCUCGGUCUCGCAGCCAAACUUUCCAACAACUACCUCUCCGGCAUCAUCGCGAUUGCCUGUUCAGAGGCUAUGGAUAUGGGAAUGAAGUCAGGAUUAGACCCACGAGUCCUAGCCCAGGUUUAUGCGGCUGGCAAUGCUCAAAACACCAUCUGCGAUACGUUCAACCCAGUGCCCGGGGUUGAUCCCGAUGCACCGUCGUCUAACGGCUACCGGAAGGGUUUUAAGGUACAGCUUAUGAAGAAGGAUAUUUCCUUGGCUUUAGAGAUGGCCCGUCGCGUGGGAUCGACUAAUGUGCUGGGGAGUGUGGCAUUGCAGACAUACAAGGAGGCUAGUGAGGAUGAGCGAUGCAAGGACUUGGACUCACGGAUCGUGUUCCGGUACUUGGGUGGGAAUGAGAACUGGAAGGCUGACCACAAGAGCAAGAAUUGA
Molecule: messenger RNA, 960 nt
Organism: Penicillium digitatum Pd1
Lineage: Eukaryota; Fungi; Ascomycota; Eurotiomycetes; Eurotiales; Aspergillaceae
Product: putative 3-hydroxyisobutyrate dehydrogenase
Biological process (GO): L-valine catabolic process
Cellular component (GO): mitochondrion
Molecular function (GO): 3-hydroxyisobutyrate dehydrogenase activity; NAD binding; NADP binding
Source: RefSeq, a predicted model, not a curated record